UGAUCACAGAUAAGUGAUUAUGUUUUUCUGUUGAGCGCGGUGUUUUUUUUGUUAUAAACACAGGCUUCAAAUAGCUAUCGAUCAGUAAGUUCUUAUCGAUGGUUUGUUUUGCAAAAUGUACAAGCCGUUUGGGUACCUAAACUUUUACAGAGUUUUGGGUGUGAAUGAAGACGCCUCGGAGGAGGAGAUCAAGAAGGCCUUUCAUCAGCUAGCCAGUCGCUGUCAUCCCGACAAGAGCAGAUCGGGCGCUACCGAAAAGGAAUUCAAGAAAAUUCUCCACGCCUACAAGGUGCUUACGGAUGUAGUCCAGAGAAAUUACCACAACAUUCAUCUUAGGCAGAGGCAACAGCGAAACUCCAACAGGACACACCCGCGCCAUGAGGAGGCUCAUCCUACACAGGAACCGAGUAUCAGCCAGAGAUUUUGGAGCUGGCUACUUCCGCACCGCAUCUUUGUGGCAUUUGUAUGGUUGAGGCUGUGGUUGACGUCGCACUGCCAGAUGAGAUUAAUAUUCGCAAGGUCUGGCUUAGGAAAAUGCUUCCAGCGGGCAAAGCUGCUCCUCAUCGAGCUAUGGCCACAAGUUAGGGAAUGUGCUAUAACUAUUAGGAAGACAGCAGUCGCGCUGGUUAAGUGGUCACUGUGUGCCCAUAUUAAAAUGUCUUUGUGGAGUAUUAAGCAUCUGGUGUCUGAGAUGCUCAGGGCUUUCGUUGGAGCACCUGGCAGCCCCAUACAAAAGCUUAUAUGUGUGAGCUUCGCCUGGCAGAUCGCAGUUCUAGGUCAUAGAGUCGGGGUUUGGCCUUGGGUGGGUUGCCUAAUGCUUUAUAUAAUUCGUUUCUCGUUGAUAUUCAUUAUGUUUUGUGUAAAAUGUAUUAUUUAUUUACUCUUAAACACAAUAAAGUAGAGCA
Drosophila serrata is the source of this 905-nucleotide messenger RNA. RefSeq lists its product as uncharacterized. The record is from RefSeq and is a predicted model, not a curated record. Lineage: Eukaryota; Metazoa; Arthropoda; Insecta; Diptera; Drosophilidae.